AUGGCGAGGAAGACAAAGCUCGCGCCCCAUGUUAUCGAGGUGAAGUUGGAGCAGCAGCCCCCUAGCGAACCCUCCGACGAGGAGGAGGAAAUAAGUCAAGACGAAGAUGAAUCAGAAGAGGAUGAGGAGGAAAAUAAUGAAGUCGAGGACGAAGAAGAAGAGGAUUUAUCGAGCAAAGAAUCCAUCCGAGGCCGUCGCAAGAAUCACUCUCUCCUCUCCCGUAUAGUGAAUGAGGCCGAGACCGACCACGAGCACCGCGAAAUCUUCGUUCAUGAUCUUGACUGGGACGCCACUUCCGAGACCUUAGCCGCCGCCUCCUCUCCCUUCGGUCAGUCGAUCGAGGAUUGCAGGGUCAUCAUGAACCAACGCACCGGGCGAUGUAAAGGCUAUGGUUUCGUUCUCUUCCGCACCCGGGCUGCGGCGAAGCGGGCCCUCAACGAUCCCCUGAAGAUAAUCGGUGGCCGCGUGACCAAAUGCCGGCUCGCUUGCUUUGGUCCCCCUGCCGCAGCCGGGCAAGCCCCAGGUUCAGCAACAGUUAGGGUUGGGCUGCUUAAUCCUGCAGCAGGCUUGUCUCCUGCAUUGAGUGGGGGAGCUGCUGGUGUUUCUCAUCAGCCUUACCACAAAGAGUGACAAUAAUUAGAAAGACCAAAGCUACUGUUACUAACUUCAUAGCUUCAAGCCUUCAUUUGCCAACGAUGAGAAGAGGUUGGAUGUUAACCAAAAUAAGGACUUCAUAGAUUGAUUUUUGCAAUUUUGAUCUUAUAUGGAUGAGACAUGAAUUGAUAGCAACUGCAUAUCAUAUCAGCCCUGCAAUC
Messenger RNA from Dendrobium catenatum, 815 nucleotides. RefSeq names its product UBP1-associated proteins 1A-like. Gene Ontology annotation, molecular function: RNA binding. The record is from RefSeq and is a predicted model, not a curated record. Lineage: Eukaryota; Viridiplantae; Streptophyta; Magnoliopsida; Asparagales; Orchidaceae.